This is a messenger RNA of Cavia porcellus (domestic guinea pig), 9393 nucleotides long. RefSeq names its product F-box/LRR-repeat protein 2. Gene Ontology annotation, cellular component: SCF ubiquitin ligase complex; cytoplasm. The transcript is spliced from 7 exons. Gene Ontology annotation, biological process: SCF-dependent proteasomal ubiquitin-dependent protein catabolic process. The coding region runs from base 67 to 1932 and encodes 621 amino acids. Lineage: Eukaryota; Metazoa; Chordata; Mammalia; Rodentia; Caviidae. Gene Ontology annotation, molecular function: protein binding. The record is from RefSeq and is a predicted model, not a curated record.
CUCCAGAGUCACUGGGACUACACUUCCCAGAAAGCAUUGCGCGGGGGUGGAUACUGAAGGGAUGCAAUGGCGGAGUCGCUGCCCCUGGAGAUGCUCACAUACAUUCUGAGCUUCCUGCCCUUGUCAGAUCAGAAAGAGGCCUCCCUCGUGAGUCGGGCUUGGUACUGUGCAGUCCAGAAUGCCCUUCGAGAGGCAAAUGUUCGAUACAACAUCCCAGUGUCCUCUGCCUCCCUCCCAGCCAUCAAGAGCUUGGGCCUCAGGGGCAUCUCCAGCAUUAGCCUGACCAACUUGGAUGGCUCCCAUACCUCACAGCAGGUUCUACAAUCUGUUGCCUACCACCUAGGCCCACACCUCCAGAACUUGUGCCUGGGUGGGGGCAGCCCCACAGAGGAAUCCUUUGUGGCUCUGAUCCUAGAAUGCCCAGCCCUGCGCACCCUUGACCUCAGUGGCUGUAAUAGCCUCUUCACAUCUGGCAUGCUGUUGGCUCAGCCUGAGACAGCAGAGAAUGUCCGGCAGGCAUUAAGUGGCCUCUGUGAGCUCAACCUUGCUGGCCUACGAGACUUAAGUGACCUCAGCUUCAACCAGCUCAGCAGCUGUGUCCCCAAUUUGGAGUGCCUCUCCUUGGCCUACUGCCACCUCACCUUCCAGCUAGGUGCAGCUCAGGACCCUGUCAGCCCUCAGGACUCCUAUUUCUCCAAACUCUCUUUCCACAAUGUGCUCCAGUUUAUAAAACAGCGAGUAGGAAGACUGCGUGCCCUGGACCUGAGUGGCACUGGCCUGCCACCUGAGGCCCUGAAGGCUCUGGGUCAGGUGGCUAGGCUACAGCUGCAGGAGCUGAACUUGCACAGCUGUCGAGACCUCUCCACAGAGGCUGUGGUCACCCUGUGCCACCAACAACCAGGACUUACUUCUCUGGACCUCAGUGGCUGCUCAGAACUGACUGAUGGGGCACUCUUGGCUGUGAGCCGGGGCCUGCGGCACCUGCAGCGCCUGAAUCUGGGGAAGCUGCAGCGGCUGACAGAUGCAGGGUGCAGAGCCUUGGGGGGCCUGCAGGAGUUGCGGAGCCUGGACAUGGUUGAGUGCUGCCUGGUGAGUGGGCAGGGACUGGCCCAGGCCCUGGAUUCAGUGCGUGGAGCACCACCUCCACUGACCACCCUCAGGCUGGCCUACUGUUCUUCAUUGAAGGAUGCCUCAGUGCUCUCUGUCAUCUCAGCACUGAGUCUGAGCCUCAGGGUGCUAGACUUAUCUUCCUGCAUGGCUCUCACCAACCGGACCAUACAGGCUAUCUGCACCUACCUCACCCACCUCUCAGUCCUGCGCCUGGCCUGGUGCAAGGAGCUCCAAGACUGGGGACUUUUGGGGCUACAGGAACCAUCUGAGGAACCUGCAUGUGGUCCUCAGCUGCACCCAGAGCUGCAGAAUCAGGCUUCAGAGCCUGAGAACCCCUUUCUCAAGCUGCAGGGCCCCUCCCUGCUCAUGCUGCAGGACCUUCAGGAAUUGGACCUCACAGCCUGCAGCAAGCUGACUGAUGCUAGUCUGGCCAAGGUGCUCCAAUUCCCCCAGCUGAGGCAACUGUCACUGAGCCUGCUGACAGCGCUCACAGACAUCGGUUUGGUGGCUGUGGCCAGGGGCUGCCCUAGCCUGGAGCGCUUGUCCCUGAGUCACUGCGCCCACCUCAGUGAUGAGGGCUGGGCCCAGGCGGCUGUGUCCUGGCCCAGGUUACAGCACCUUGACCUAUCCAGCUGCAGUCAGCUCACAGAACAAACGCUGAACACCAUUAGGCAGGCAUGCAAGCAGCUCCGAGUACUGGAUGUGGCCAUGUGUUCUGGUAUCAAUGUGGUGGCUGUCAGGCGCUUCCAAGCCCAGCUGCCUCAGGUGACAUGUGUCCAGUCUCGCUUCGUGGGAGGGGCUGACCUGACACUGACACUCUGAGGCCAGGUCAGUAUCCAGCCCUGCAGCUCCCCCUUCACCCCAUAACCGCAGCAGAGUUCCGGACCUGGGGUUUGCUCCAGUGCCUCUUGCCUCCCUCCGCUAUAGACUCCUUGUCUAGGAAUGGGGGCGGGACCAACCCAAGGCAGCCAGGGGAUUUCCUGCCCACAGCUGGGCAGUAGCCUAUCCAGCUACCUGUCACUACCACAGACCCCUGGAAAUGCCAGCUACACAUCGCUGCCACAAGUUCCUUCUGUGCUCCAACUGUUCUCUUGGGGCAUUCUUCCAGUUCCAGCAAGCACCAAGCUUUAACAGCCACAUUAAUUUUACUGUAAACCCAAACUAGAUUAAAAUUUCCAGACCUUGUCUUUUGUCUAAAGUUCCCUUCAGCCCCCUCACCUCCCCACCUCAACUGACCCAAUACUCCCCACAGGGGCCCCCAUACUGUUCUCAGGGCUGUUCCACACUGGCCUAGCUCAACCAGGUGCCAGCUUCUUCCCCACAUGGUAGCAGGCUCCAAGGCCGUUCCCUGCAUAACACCCUGACAUGCAAAGGUCUUUGUCUCAAGCCAGACCCCAGAGGAACUGACUGAUGAUGCUUCAUUCAGUGAGGAUGUCUUGAAAUGGACAAGGGAUAGGGGAAGCAAUAGGACACAGCUUUACUGGGUGGGAGGGUCAUUAGAGGUCAUGCAGCUCAACCCCCUAAGUUGAGUGAGUUCUCAAAAGCAGCUCUGACAAAGUCUGUCCAGCUAGUCUUCCAUGUAUUCCCACACUAUCCAUUUAUCAGCUCAUCAAUUCUAGGAGCAGUGAGCUGGUACUCUUAGGUACCCAUAGGUAAGCACUGUGCUUCACAUGGGGAUUUAGGGAUACAAAAGCUCUCCUGGGUUCUGGGGAGGCAAAUAAGUCAACAGACAGUCCAAUGCACAGGAUGUACAGUGUACAAAUAAGUAUCUGGGGCCAGGACAUCAGUGAACUUGACCUACAGGGUCAAGGAAGGAAUCAAGGCAGUGAAAAACAGGCAUAAGGGAGGGAAGGGGAGCAAUCCAGGCAGCAAGAGGUAUGGAUGUGCACAUGGGCGGCCAGAGCUGGCACUUGAAGGCGGGUAGAGAGGAUGUCAGCGUGGAUCAAGAACCAAACCUUGGACACAGGAUCUCAGCUGGCAAGGCUAUGUCACAAAACGUAUUCAAACCAUCCAGCUCAACAUAGUGCUCAAUCAUGGUAACCUGCACUGUACCCAAGGACUUCGGAACACACUGAAUACAGAGAGAGAGAGAGAGAGAGAGAGAGAGAGAGAGAGAGAGAGAGAGAGAGAGAGAGUGUGUGUGUGUGUGUGUGUGUGUGUGUGUGUGUGUGAAAUCAUAUCCAAGUUAUGUUUGGGAAAGCAGCUGUAGCAGUCAGUAUUGAGAUGAUUGGAGGAACAAGACUAAAGAUUGGCAUGGGCAAGGGACUAGACACUGAGGAGGAAGAACCGACAGUACUGUCAGAUUUAACAGGUUUUGGAAUCCCUGCUCUUGAUUUCUACCUUGAACUCAACAGCAGACAGUUCUAAGUGUGGUGGGAAGUCUUGGAACCGGUUGCCUGAGGAUCAGAAGUGUAGCUGAGGGAUGACAGGCAAGUGCUACCCCAGCACAUUCUCUAAAACAGUUGGUCAUUUCAUCAAAGACUGAUGGUUAACGCUGUGAAACCAUAGUUUCAGAGGAACUGGGAAGUGUGAGUGGCAUGGAGAAGGAAGUCAGGGUGGAGGCAGCUUGGAACCUCCCUGUGAGUCCUCUGGGAUGGUGUGAUCAUUUUUGCCCCUGAAUCUGUGGUCACAGCUUGACUUCUAGCUGAGCCAAACAGCCCUUGGCACUUCUGUCCUCAGGCAGUCUGGCUAUAUCUAGCUCCCAACUCAUGCACACUCUUGAUUUGGGUUUUAAUCUGAACACAGGGCUUCCUGCACAAAAUUCCCGCUUGUUGACAUACCCCAGAUGUUCCCACCAGACUGAGGAUGCCCUUGGGAAUCUAAAACUUGCCCUUCAGCAGAAAGCAGGCCCAGCUUCACAUCUCUCUCUUCACGCCUUUCUCCAGAAGUUACAAGUCCCACAGAGGACACAGGACAUUGUCAAGCAGGGUUAGGGACUAAAAUCAGAUUAUCAGAAGCCUUCUGAAAGCAUGGCUUCCAGACUAUCAGUGCCAGCCAGGAAGACAUCAAUUUGGGUAUUUCCUCCUACCCUACUUCUCCCUGAUCUAGUGCCCACAGACCAUAGACCAUCUCUCUCUGCAGGCCCAGAACUGAAGAAGGCAGAAGACUCCUCUCAGACAGUAGGGCAAUAGUUCCCGCCUGGCCCCACUUGCCUCAGAACACCAGUGCCCCAAAUUAGCUGUCAAGUCUGUGGUCCCACUGAUGUCUUAUUUCAUUCACUAGCUAAGUUUGAAGACAGAAAGGGAUGCCUUUCCCUGUCUGUCACAGGAUUGGCCCACAAGGUUCAGAGCUGGCUUGACACAGUACCUAAAGAGCCAAGCAGACUUUAUUUCUGCUGCAUCCUUUGCUAUUCAGGGUGCCUGUGCUUCUCUAUCUUCCACCUUUUGCAGCUGUUGUAACUGUAGCAGCAGCAGCAGCAGCUGUAGUUAACCUUGGCUAACCUCACAGUCAAGGUUCAGCAAUGGUGCAAUCAUAGCAGAAGUUGAAGUUGGUGGGUGGUGGGGGCACAGGUGGUGGCUGGUCAGGGAUGGGCACAUUUUCCAGGUCCAACAGCUGCAGCUUGGUCUCCAUGGUCAGCAGCUGCUCUAGAUCCAGCCGGGUCUGCUCGCUGCCCAUGGGGCUACCCAGCAGGGCACUCAGCCCAUCUGUCCAUAGGUGGAACUGGGGACAGAUGGGGCCAAGUCAUGAGGGCCUGCUCAUCUGUGCCCUCAUCCAUCAGCCCAACUCAGCCUGGCCCUGAUACUCACAUCUCGUUUGGAGGGGGCAAUGAAGUUGAGGUAUGCCUCUUCCUCACCACGGUCAUAGCUGAUGGAGAAAGCCAACUCAUAGAGGUCCUAGGGAAGCAAUCAGCAGACACAUUUAGCAGCGAACGGGGCAGGCAGGAAGGAGCCCCUGCUCCACAGCACUCACCUUGUUCUGCUUCCCAGAGCCCUUCUCCCGGACAUGGGGGCAGUCCUUCCCCGUCAGGAGUGCCCUGAUGUCGGCCACAGGGACUGCAGGAAGAAGACUGGGCUGACCACUGGGACCCUAGGCAGCCCCAGGGCAUGGGGUAUCUGGGGAGAGUGGCUCUGCCAUUCUUACGCUGCUCAGGCAAGUUCUCUGGGGUGGGUGCGCCAGUGCCUUCCUCUACAUCACCAUACUGAAGCACCUUGUGGUUGGGGGACAAGCAGCAGAACCACAGCUUGUCUGCGUGGAGAAUGGGGAAGAGGGUAGGCGUGAUGAAAAGGGCCUGGACCCCAAUCCAGCCAUGACCUACCCCUCCUUGGUCCCCUCAGAGACCCUGGCGUCUUCGGCUGCUGAUCUUGUGGAAAAGUGUCCCUUCACUGAGGCGGAGCAAACGCUGUUGGCGGAUUAGGCCCAGGAGCUCUGGCUUUAGCUUCUCCCGCAGCUCCCUGGAUGGGAGGUGGGGGGUCACUAAUCAGGAAGGCCCUGGGACAUGGCCUACAGGACACUUGGGAAGGUAUAAGCUAGGACUGCGGCUCUAUCCCAGCAACUCACAAUAUGGGAGGAGCCAGUGUGCCUUCCUGGUGUAGCCGCUCUGUCUGCCGCAGCCGAAGCACCUCAGCAUAGGUAAGUGCAUUCACCUUGGUACGGAACAGCUCCAGGGAGGUGGGCUUCAGGGCCAGGGUUCGGGCCAGCUGCUCCCGUACCACCUGCAUGACCUGAGGCCACCUCAAGCUCAGUGCAGGGCCCAAGCUCCAGACCCCUGCCCGAACAGUCCUCUGCCUUGGCUUCCCAGCUCUCAUCCCGCUCACCUUGUCAAAAUCCUCCUGUGUGGCCCGCAUCUCCUUCCAGGUCUUAUUCAACAGCUGGAUGGCCACACAGAAGAGCUCAUGGAAGCUCUGGUCUUGGCUGAAGAACAUGGGUGAGAAGUCCUGGGCUGUCUCAGAGCCUGGAGUGGGGGGGCAGGAGUGGCUCAGGGAGAAAGCGUGUAAAGCCCCUGGCCCUCUCUGCCCUUCUGUCCCCUGUCCCUGGACACACUGUGCCCAGCCCUACUCACAAGGUUCCCCAACAUGGAGCAGCUCACACAAGAGUAAAGUCAGCUGGAUGCUGCUCCGGGCAAAGGGGCACUCAUGCUUGUCUUCCCGACUGCUGUUCUCUAAUACAAACUAGGAUAGCAGGAGCAGAGAAUGGGGCAGUCUCAGCUAAGCCUCUGGGGACCCUGCCCAGGCAGGCUGUUGCUGUCUUUCCUUCCCAACUUGCCACUGACCCGGCUGUAUGCACUGGGCGCUUGUCUGGAGAAGAAGAGCAUGUUGUCAAGGGCCAGCAGGCCGGGGGGCACACGCUCCAGGUCCUGUGCUGGGUUGCUGUUCUGCAGGUGGGGAGAUAGGAGCACACGCAGCUCAGGACUGCAGCUCCUAGAUCCACAGCCUGAGGGAGGUUGGGGUGGAGAUGUUGGUAGGGGUCACUCACAGAGAAGCCCAGUUUGCGGAACUCUCGAGCACAGAGGGAACGGCGACGGUCAGCACUCAUUCCAGUGCCCAAGGACUCUCCUUCUGACUCAAAUGCAGCCUGGCGUAGGGCUUGGAGCUGGUCUCGCUGUUCCUGGGGUCAUUGUUGGUAAGGGAGAGUGUCAGGAUAUCGGGAUCAUAUAUUCUAGAUGGGGUUGGAGCUCAGUGGUGAAGCAUUGGCCUACCAUGUGUGAAGAGCUGAGUUCAAACCCCAGUCCCUCACACAGAUUCAAAGCCAAGUCCCAGCCACCAUCUGCCUGUGUCCUCGCCAAAGACAUACCUGGCUGUAGGGGUCAAUUGGUGUCCGCAUACGUGGCUCCAAAAGCCCCAGUGUAAGGGCCUGCAGCACAUACAGAUGAUGGGCCAUCUCAUCACCCAGUGGUGCUGCACUAUGGAUGAUAUUCUGGAAGACAGGUGGGCUGUGGGCUUGCUGGGAGAGGAACCAUGGGUAGGGUUUCCCUGGGCCAAUCCUUCCUACCUUGUAGAUGAACUGACGAAGGUUCCUUUGCCAUAGGUAAUCCAGCAUUUGCUGAGGUAGAUGGGAAGGGAACUUAGGUGAUUUAGCUCCAAGUGGAGCAGAAUGUCCAUCAGCUGCCAUCUCCCCAUCCAGGCACUGAGUGAACACUCACCUUACGUUCAGCAUGGCUGGCCCCCUGCAGCAAGGCUGUCAGUAAUGCCAUAGCCUUGGUUUGUAGCUGCUGGUUCAUCCUAUGCAAAGAAGUGGGCAGGGUUCAACUGAACAUCCAGGGUCCAUCCCUGCUCCCUGGUCUAUACCCCAGCCCAGAGCCUUACACCUGCAGAUGCACCAGCAGCCUAUCCAGUGGCACUUCACUCUUGACCAGCUGGCCUAGGGCAGGGCUGCUUAAAGUCACACUCUCCAGCAGCCGGAGGGCCAGAGGCUGCACAGAGGCAUCCAUCAGGUUCAUGUUCACAUAGCACACCACCUGUGACAGAGGUAGGAGGGUUGCCCCCACCUUGCCAGCAUGGACAGUCAGAUCCUGGCUGCCCUACUGCCCCCAUCCACUGCCCUUAGAAAAGUCCACCCACCUUCCUGACAAAGGGGAUGCUGAGUGUCUCCCAGGAUACCACGCCAUGCUCCAUGAGCUCCAAGAAGGCCCUCAGCCCAAGGGCGAGCACCUCCCCUAGGCUGGGGAUUGGGGGAGACAUCUGGGCUGAGCAGGACCAGACCAGGAUCCCAAGCCCCAUCAUGUCCCCCCUAGUCCACUACACCCCUGUGCUCACUCGUCCCCGUCCUCAAUGAUUGUGCCCAGUCUCUGAAGCCCAUCACGGCUGAUGACCUCCUGGGCAAAAGUCAUGUCUGAGGCCAACAGGACGAGAUGCUUCAGGGCUUCCCGGCGACCUUCAUGACUUGCACUCUGCAGCCCACCCAACAGCCGCUCAGCUUCAAGGUCCUGGCCAGGGUGGGAAUGGAACUGAAAUGAGGAGGCUGGACAGAAAGGGGGUAGAUGUCCACUAGGUGGCGCCCUGCUGGCCUGGUGCCAGGGCCUGCAGACCUGGGGCUGGGGGCCCACAGACUGAAAGGGGCACCGCGGAGGGGCAGUCAGAAGAAGGGCGGGGCCAAGAGGGACAUUACUGGGGCAGUGCUGAGACACAGGAUACUGCCAUUCUUGAUCUCCCCACGGUUCUGGAAGAAAGAGGAUAAAGGGGAACCAAGUCAAUGAGCGCUUAGAAGGAAUGGCCAGCUGGAUAGUCUUGAGGGUCUGGGGGUCAAGAAAAAGAAAGUUCACAUUUGGGUAAGAGGAGGAUGAGUCUUUGGAAUCUGGGCGGGGGGCGGAGGAUCCAUAGGGAGGCCUGUGGGGCGGGGGAGGGGACUCACAUUCUCGGUGAUAUAUCUCUUGUGCCCGUCAGCAAACUGCAGGGCAUAGCGCUGGGAGUGAGUCAGGCUCCACCUGUAGGGCGCGGAGCUCAGGGAGGCUGCCAGGGGCACCUCGGCGCCCGCCCCUCCCCCACCCCGGCCCAGUCCUCCACACUCACGCGUCGCACACCUCCUUCAACACAGCGGCCAGGGGCUUUGCCUGCAAAUGGAGCUGUCAUUUAUAGAGCGGGACUGGGAUUCUAUUUGGAUGGGGGAACCCGAGGGAGGGGUAGAGUUGGCUGCCCUGAGAGGGAAGGGAAAGACCUAGAAGUGGGCAGCGGGACGCACGGGGGCCGGACAGGCCGAGUGACCUGGUCCAACUGGAUGAGCUGCGGGAUGGCGUCACGCAUCUGGACAGCAAUCUUCACCACGUUCCGCGGGGGCGCCAUGCUCCAGAUGGCCGUGAGUGCCUGCGCUUUCCAGGAGCCGCACCACGUCCUGCCCAGGGAGCACCUAUUCAGGGGCCUCUAGAGACAAGGCGUCUCUGUGACCUGGUCUUGGUGCCUCGCAGUUAAUGCCAGAAGUUGCCUCUCGUGGCCAGACGCCGCCGCCUUCCCAGGGAGCCAAGGUUAGUUCCGGGUUGGAGUCUUGGGAGCUGGAGAGUGGGAUGGCGCCUGUCCUGCUCCGCCCCACCAGAAGCCCCGCCCCAUGCCAAGGUGCAGCAGGUGGGGGCAGGGAGGGCAGGUUGCCCCACCUCCCAUUCCAGCAAGGAGACCCACCCAGUCCCGCCACCAAUCCAGCACUAUCCCAGGAGAGGCCCCAAAGAACCAGAUCAGAGAUAGCCUUAGGCAUGGUCUUUAUUCAAUCGGAUACUGUACAAAUAUUACAAUUUUCUUUUGCUGCAAAAAGUAUAAAAAUAAUCUUUAUAUAGGAAUUCAUUCAGUUACUGUAAAUCUUUCUAAAUCUUUGUAAAUGGCUCUAAAUAUGAGUAAAUGAAUAAAUGGAAAUAAGACAGCA